UACAUCGCCUGACUUGGGAAACGGACGAAGCUUGGCGUGGGUUGGUUGUCUCUUGUACACGGUUGGAAUGGCAGACGUCUUUUCUUUGCCUGUUUUGUAUGUCAGGGAUGGAGGCUGUCUUCCAUGUUCCUAUUCUUGUUCCUCAAUGUUUUCUUCUCACCCAUGUUAUAUCCCGUACCUUUACAACUUGGUCCUUUGACUUAUUCUUGAUCAGAAACAAUCACAAUGAACACUAUUUAUUCCACAACUUGUUUUUCCUCCCUCUAUUUAUAACCUACUUGGACUUUUUCAUUACAAUUUCCAAUCCCCAAGAACGGAGAAGAGCGAGCGAACUGGGCUUUUUUUGGCGGCAUCUACCCUGGAGAUGAAAUCAUCUUGAAAAUGAAAUCGAAGGCGAGUUGAGGACACACAGAUACCUCCGAGUUGGCUAGAAAGAGCUUCGACAAAUUCUCUCCUCCUUCGCGCUCUCGGCAUUAUUGUAAACCUUCAGAAGAACAGUCAUAAAUCAUCAAAGAAGAAAACAUCCCUCUUCUG
Molecule: messenger RNA, 534 nt
Organism: Neurospora hispaniola
Lineage: Eukaryota; Fungi; Ascomycota; Sordariomycetes; Sordariales; Sordariaceae
Exons: 2
Coding region: 99-368 (89 amino acids)
Source: RefSeq, a predicted model, not a curated record